GACAGUCUUGAGAUAAUUACAAAAUCCCCAGUUCAAAAACCCUAAAAGAUUUCCAAUUCGUAAACCUAAAUCAAAGAAGAUUAAUGAAGCAAAUUUUGUCGUGUGAAGGAGGUUUGUAGUUUAAUAUCAAACAAAUCAAACGAAAUGAGUCACAGUGAACCUUUCAUGAAGAUGCACAUUACUUAUGGAGGGUUGAUGUCGCUUGAAGAGAAUAAGUUCUCUUAUUCUGUGGCUAAUGCAGACGUUUAACAACGGAGACGAGUUCAAAGAUCAAUUGUUGAGGUAUGUUCUGAAAACUCAGUAUGAUGUGAAGCUUAAUAGGUGGGAGUCUACAAAACAAGCAGCAAUAUGCACUGAGCCAAAAUGUGAUUGGAGAAUAUAUUGCUCUGUGGAGAAACCUAUCAGAAAAUGGAUGGUUAAAGUCUAUGAAGACAAGCACAAUCACGUGCCUACGGGAAGAGCAAGGAUGCUAAAACAAGGAACUAUUGCCAAGUUGUUUAAAGAGGAAGCAAGAAGAAGACCUGACAUAAGAAGUACAGACAUUAAGGAUGAGUUGAUGCACAUGUACAACGUAUCGGUUUCAAUUUAUAAGUGCAGAAAAGCAAGAAGGAUUGCAUUAGAUAUGGUGUUGGAAACUCAGAAGCUACAAUUUUCGAAGUUGUGGGACUAUGAAGCCGAGUUAUUGCGAUCUAACAAGGACACUACUACAGAGAUUGUGACUGUCGAGAAGGAUGGUAAACAAGUAUUUGAUCGCUUCUAUGUCUGUUUUGAACCUCUUAGAAGAACUUGGAAGAGAUCUUGUCGUCCUUUGAUAGGUUUAGAUGGUGCUUUUUUAAAGUGGGAAUUGAAGGGAGAGAUAUUAUCAGCAGUUGGUAGGGAUGCAGAAAAUAGAAUUUAUCCUAUAGCUUGGGCUGUUGUAAGGGGCGAAGACAAGGAUUCAUGGGAAUGGUUCAUUACAAAAUUGAAAAACGACUUGGAUUUAGGCUUAGGAGAUGGAUACUCUUUUCACUCAGACAAGCAAAAGGGUUUACAAAUUGCUCUUGCUACUGUUCUCCCAAAUGCUGAGCAUAGGGUAUGUGCAAGGCAUGUGUAUGGAAAUUGGAAGAAAAAGUUUGGGGAUCUUGACUAUAAGCCUUUCUUCUGGAAAGUGGCAUAUAGUUACACUAAAGGAGAGUAUAAACUGCACAUGGACGAGCUGCUUUUAUAUGACAGAGAGGCAUAUGAAGCAUUGUUGGCUGCAGAACCAGAACAUUGGUGUCGAGCUUUCUUCUCAAAAACAGGAAGGUCGGCUAAUGUUUGCAACAACCUUUCAGAAAGCUUCAACCGGACCAUCAAAAAGGCUAGAGAAUUGCCUUUGAUUAAUAUGUUGGAAACCAUCAGAAGACAAGCCAUGAUGCGUAUUUCUCGUAGGUUUAAGAGGGCAGCCAAGUGUAUAAUGCAAUUCCCGCAAAGAAUAGCAGAUGUGUUGGAGGUGAAUAGAAAAAACAGCAAAGACUGCCAAAUCAUGGUAAGUAGUGAUAACUUGUAUGAGGUUUUAGUGCAUGAUUUAAGUCAUGAGGUCAGCCUGAGAAUGGGAACGUGUGCUUGUGGGCGUUGGGACCUGGUUGGUAUACCUUGCAACCAUGCAAUUUGUGUCAUCAAUGACAUUCGUCGAAAACCAGAAGAGUAUGUUGUUAACUACUAUAAAACUCCAGUGUGGAUAGACACAUAUAGGGACAACAUCAAACCAGUCAAUGGGGAGCUCUAUUGGAAUAAAACUGGUAAGGGAUCCAUUGGUGUUCCUGGAUUUAGAAAGAUGCCAGGACGUCCUAAGAAAAAGAGAAUUGCACCAGCUCAUGAGUCCCCAUCAAAGCCCAAUAGAACAACUCGUGGUAGGAGGACUAUCACUUGUAGUAAUUGCAAACAGGUUGGACAUAACAAAGGGACUUGUAAGAAUCAAUCUUUUGUGGUUGAAGGUCCAAAACGAAAACGUGGAAGACCUCAGAAGAUACCUGUUGAUGGUGAAAGCUACCCAUCUCCUCCACCUAAAAGACAAAGAAAAACUAAGUCUCAAGCUUCCAUUUCAGUGCCUCAAUCCCAAUCUGCAUCAUCUACUGCAUCUGGUGCGACCUCUGGUGCGACCUCUACGUUUCCAACAUCAUCUAGUGCACCACCUGCUUCAGCUACGGGACCUCGACGUGGCCGACCACCAGGACGAGGUCAAGGUCGUCCACCAGUCCGAAGACAGCCAUCGAUCCCUAGGGGAGUUGGUAUUUACACAUGUCCUUUCACAAAUCGAGUAUUUGAUGUGAGAGGAAGCAGGGCACGAGAUCUUGGACAAUCUCAGGGACCACACCAACUCUAGUUUAUUAUCGUGCUAUCUUUUGGAUCCUUCUAGUUUUUAGACUUUGACUAUCUAAAUUAUGAUUUUCUUUUUUUUGUUUGCGUUAAGAUUUUUUUCGGUUCGUAGACUGAAUUUACCAUUUCUUUCAUCUAUGUAUUUUGUUUAUAUAA
This is a messenger RNA of Brassica napus (rape), 2493 nucleotides long. RefSeq lists its product as uncharacterized. The record is from RefSeq and is a predicted model, not a curated record. The transcript has 5 exons. Gene Ontology annotation, molecular function: zinc ion binding; transposase activity; DNA binding. Gene Ontology annotation, biological process: DNA transposition. Lineage: Eukaryota; Viridiplantae; Streptophyta; Magnoliopsida; Brassicales; Brassicaceae. Bases 236 to 2344 code for a protein of 702 amino acids.